Anarrhichthys ocellatus (wolf-eel) is the source of this 1271-nucleotide messenger RNA. It is a transcript of the gene nipal4, whose product is annotated as NIPA like domain containing 4. Gene Ontology annotation, biological process: magnesium ion transport. The record is from RefSeq and is a predicted model, not a curated record. Lineage: Eukaryota; Metazoa; Chordata; Actinopteri; Perciformes; Anarhichadidae. Gene Ontology annotation, cellular component: membrane. The transcript has 8 exons. The annotation marks the transcript as partial. Gene Ontology annotation, molecular function: magnesium ion transmembrane transporter activity.
ACAGAUGUUACCUACAACCACUGGCUGGGUCUGACUCUGGCCCUGCUGUCGGCCUUCCUGAUUGGUGGGAGCGUCAUUCUGAAGAAGAAAGCUCUCCUCCGAUUGGCCAGCAAGGGUCACACCAGAGCAGGUGACGGAGGUCACAGCUACCUGAGGGACUGGCUGUGGUGGGGCGGCCUGUUAACCAUGGGAGUUGGUGAGGUCUGUAACUUCGCCGCCUACAUGUUCGCUCCGGCCACUCUGGUGACUCCGCUGGGCGCUCUGAGCGUCCUCAUCAGCGCCGCUCUGUCCUCCUACCUGCUCGGGGAGGAGCUGAACGUGGUGGGGAAGCUCGGCUGUCUGCUGUGCGUGCUGGGAAGCGUCCUGCUGGUUAUCCACGCCCCACAGGAACAGGAAGUGACAUCACUUCAGGACAUGACCAACAAGCUGCUGGAGCCCGGUUUCCUGGUGUACGCGGCGGCCGUGCUGCUGCUGUGUGCGGUGCUCGUGUUUUAUUUCUCUCCUCGGGUCGGUCGCUCCAACAUCUUCGUCGACGUCAGCAUCUGCUCGCUGCUCGGAGCGUUCACCGUCUCCUCCGUGAAAGGCCUCGCCAUCGCCAUCAACACCGUGCUCGGUGAUACCUCGGUGCUCGCUAGUCCUCUCACCUGGAUCCUGCUGUUCACUCUCAUCGUCUCCAUCGUAACGCAGGUGAACUACCUGAACAAGUCUCUGGACACCUUCAACACCCUGCUGGUCUACCCGGUCUACUACGUCCUCUUCACCACCGUGGUCCUCACCACCUCCAUCGUCCUCUUCCAGGAGUGGAGGAGCAUGGCGGCCGUGAACGUGGUCACGACGCUGGGAGCCUUCCUGGUCAUCGUGGUGGGCGUGGCCAUGCUGCACCUCUUCAGAGAGCUGCAGAUGACGAUGAAACAGCUGACCAAUCAGCUGGCUCAGCCGGUGGAGAGGGAGGGGCUUCCAGAGGAGGUUUCAGCCAAUGGACGAGCAGGAGGAGGAAGCAGGAAUAGAAAGGAGGAUAAAUACGGACUGAUGGACAACAUGGUGAUAGAGAGUCUUCCUCCUAUGAGAGAUGAAGGCCCGAGGGUCUUCAUCAUCAGCUGAAGAACAACGGGGGGGCACAGGUCUGUGCUUCCUGUCUGGACUUUGUAGUUCACACUGGUCAGGGCUGUAGUCCUGAGAGGUCAAUGAGGUUCAUCAGCUUUCAAACAAAACAAAUCACAUUUACUGAACAAGCUCAACACGGAGUCAGUGUAGUAUAGUGUAUAGUGUAU